Molecule: messenger RNA, 2711 nt
Organism: Oncorhynchus kisutch (coho salmon)
Lineage: Eukaryota; Metazoa; Chordata; Actinopteri; Salmoniformes; Salmonidae
Gene: rnpep
Product: arginyl aminopeptidase (aminopeptidase B)
Exons: 11
Coding region: 897-2240 (447 amino acids)
Biological process (GO): proteolysis
Molecular function (GO): zinc ion binding; metalloaminopeptidase activity
Source: RefSeq, a predicted model, not a curated record
UUUUUUGUGUGUUGAUGCUGGAGAGGUGCAGCUGUUGGAUGCCAAUCGCCGAUAACACCCCACCGAGGAAGAAGAAGAAGCGGUGCAGCCAAUCGUUGGAGGAAGACUCACGUUUACCCAGUUAUUCUUGCUGUAGGCUACUAAAAUAUGGAAAAAUCUCUCAAACUGCACUCCGAUCUAGCAGAGGACGUGGCUACGUCUUCGAGCUUUCGUCAAUUCAAGAUAAAACACUUCCACUUGGAUCUAAGCGUGGACUUUGAGAAGAGAACUUUGAGAGGAACUGAAACGCUACAGCUGAAAUGCAUCCAAGAUUCUCAAAGCGAGCUACUGUUGGACAUUCAUCCCUCCCUCUCAAUGCAAGAGGUGUCCUACUGCCGAAGUGAAGAUGAUUCGGAUUCAGUGAAAGUAGAAUUCAUGACGCGCAAUUUCACCAGUUAUGGCACCACACUGGUUGUAAAAUUCCCAGCACCAUGUAAAAUUGAGGAACAGUUUCGAGUGGUGGUCAAGUUUCUUGCAUCCGAUGGACCAGGGAUAUCAUGGCUGGAGCCUGCUCAGACUGCCGAAAAGAAAGAGCCUUUCCUCUACACCUCUGGCUUCCCUGUGCUGAACCGCAGCCUGUUCCCUGGCUUCCACACCCCCAUGACUAAGAGCCCCUACUCGGUUGCUGUGAAGGUAAAGUGUGCCCCUACCUCUACACUCAAACCCUGGUCUCUGCCCCCCUGACCCACUAGGUGUGCUGGCUGGAUCCAGAGCAGACAGCUGGGAAGGCCAAGCCUUACGUCUUCACCCAGGGCCAGGCUGUGCUCAACCGCUCCUUCUUCCCCUGCUUUGACACGCCGGCCGUCAAGAGCACCUACUCGGCCGCCGUGAAGGUUCCUGAUGGUUUCACAGCAGUCAUGAGUGCCAGUAAGGGAGAACACAGGAUGGCAGACAACACGUUCCUGUUCACCAUGGAACAGCCCAUCCCCUCCUACCUGGUGGCCUUGGCUGUAGGAGACUUGGUUUCUGCGGAGGUGGGGCCAAGGACCCGAGUAUGGACAGAGCCAUGCCUGCUGCAGGCAGCCAAGCAGGAGUACGACGGAGUCAUCGAGGAAUUUCUGGUUGUGGGGGAGAAACUAUUUGGACCCUACGUCUGGGGAAGGUAUGAUGUGCUGUUCAUGCCACCGUCAUUCCCCUUCGGGGGUAUGGAGAACCCCUGCCUCACUUUCGUCACCCCCUGCCUCCUGGCCGGAGACCGCUCACUGGCUGAUGUCAUUGUGCACGAGAUCUGCCACAGCUGGUUCGGUAAUCUGGUAACCAAUGCCAACUGGGGUGACUUCUGGCUCAACGAGGGCUUCACCAUGUAUGCCCAGCGCCGGGUGUGCAGGGAGAUCUACGGAGAGGCCAUCACUAGUCUGGAGGCAGCCACUGGGAGGGCUUUACUCAGACAGCACAUGGACAACACCGGAGAGGACCACCCUCUCAAUAAACUGCGUGUGAAGAUCAAACCAGGUGUUGACCCUGAUGACACUUACAAUGAGACGCCUUAUGAGAAGGGCUUCUGUUUUGUCUCUUACCUGGCCCACCUGGCUGGAGACCAGAGUCACUUCGAUGCCUUCCUCAAGGCCUACAUUGACAAGUUCAAAUUCCGCAGUGUUAUGGCAGAGGACGCUCUGGAGUUCUUCCUGGAGUAUUUCCCUGACCUGAAGAAGAAAGGAGUAGAUAUGAUUAAGGGUCUGGAAUUUGAUAGAUGGCUCAAUGUGCCCGGUUGGCCUCCCUACCUCCCUGACCUGUCGGCUGGCAAGAGCCUGAUGAAGCCUGCUGAGCAGCUGUCAGAGCUGUGGGCUGCCGAGGUCCUGGAUAUGGCCAGCAUCAAGAAGACCAACAUCCAGGCAUGGAAGACUAACCAGGCUGUCUACUUCUUGGAAAAGAUCAUAGAGAAGUCCCCACUCCCUAGAGGUAAUAUGGAGAAACUGGAGGAGCAGUACCCUCACAUCGUGAUGUCAAACAACGCUGAGCUACGACUGCGCUGGGCCCAGAUCGUCGCCAAGAAUUAUCACCAGCCAGGAUAUCAACAUGUGCGCAGCUUCCUCAGCUGUCAGGGGAAACAGAAGUACACACUGCCUGUGUACCGUGCACUGUGGAAUGGAUCAGAGGAGACCAGGGCUUUGGCCACAGAGAUCUUCAGUGCCACCUCCCAUCAGCUCCAUGUCAACGUCCGCAACUACGUCAAGAAGAUCCUUGCCUGUGCGCCAUCAUAGGAGCUGAACAUGAGAUCCAGAGUCUAGUCUCACUGACCCUGGCCUAGAGAUAUAAUAGAGGAGUAGUAGUCUUACCCAGUACUUUCAGAUGGCCUCCUUUAUUUAAAUGUACUGUACCAGGUUAGAUUGAGAUGCCAAUAUCAUCUAGCUUGGUCAGUGGUUACCAAGGAAAAGAGGCCAAUUUACAUAUUUUACGGCAUUUUUGGUAUUUACGCAGGCCAGCCUUAAAGGCUCUGCUGUGGGUAUGUCUUACUUUAAAGUACUUACUGUGGGAGGGCAUACAACUAAUUUAAGUAGUAUUGGUUAAAAAAAAAUGAAGGGAAAAUAAAAGUAGGUAUUACUUUGUUGUAUUGAGUAUGUAAAGCAUUGAUUAUGCUUUUUUUCACCCAAACUAAGCUGUAUUUUAAAUGUUCCAAACAGUAAAAGUACAUUCUUCUGAAGUAAAUCUAGUAAUUGGUUUUCAAGAUUCAA